Molecule: messenger RNA, 2880 nt
Organism: Megalops cyprinoides (Indo-Pacific tarpon)
Lineage: Eukaryota; Metazoa; Chordata; Actinopteri; Elopiformes; Megalopidae
Gene: scml2
Product: Scm polycomb group protein like 2
Exons: 15
Coding region: 259-2457 (732 amino acids)
Biological process (GO): regulation of DNA-templated transcription
Cellular component (GO): nucleus
Molecular function (GO): protein binding
Source: RefSeq, a predicted model, not a curated record
CGCUGCUGGACAUGCGCGGAUGUGCGCGGAAUAUGGCGGCCUAGUACCGAGGAAAAAGUACUGAAAACCUGCUGCGAUUUUGAAGAAUAAUCGGCUCUGCUGGCGUUUGCUGUGGUGCUGUGGUCCACGGAGCGCCGGUCCAGACCUCUCUCUGCGCCCCAGGACACCAGAGCCGGGCCUGUAGUGGCACGCUGAGUGACCCACCCGUCCGCCCACCCCUCUCACCUGACACAGGUACACUCCCACCCAGAGGCCAACAUGGGCAGAACUGCAGUGAAAGACCAAAAAGACAGUAAAAAAGAGAAACCAGGCAAGAGCACCUCUUCAGCAGCUCCUCCUCCAAGUAAAGAUACAUUCAGCUGGGAGGAGUAUCUGAAGGAAACUUCAUCUACACCUGCACCCCCAAGCUGCUUCAGACAGUCCAGGAUCCCCCCCAGCAACGACUUCAAGAUGGGCAUGAAGCUGGAGGCCCACGACCCGCGCAACUCCACCUCGGUCUGCAUCGCCACGGUGAUGGGGCUGAUGGGUACGCGCCUGCGUCUGCGGCUGGACGGCAGCGACAACACCAACGACUUCUGGCGCCUGGUGGACUCGGCCGACAUCCAGCCCAUCGGCACCUGCGAGAAGAACGGUGACAUGCUGCAGCCGCCACUGGGGUUCAGGAUGAACGCGUCCUCAUGGCCCAUGUUCCUGCUGAGGACUUUAAGCGGAGCAGAGAUGGCUCCAGCCACAGCUUUCAAAAAGGAGCCUCCUAAACCCACGCAGAACGGCUUCAAGCCCGGGAUGAAGCUGGAAGCAGUGGACAAGAAGAACCCCUACCUGAUCUGUCCCGCCACCAUCGGCGAGGUCAGGGGUGACGAGAUCUUCGUCAUGUUCGAUGGCUGGAGGGGCGCCUUCGACUACUGGUGCAAAUACGACUCCCGGGACAUCUUCCCCGUGGGCUGGUGCUCCCUGACCAAGCACAGCCUGCAGCCACCCGGCAACAGCGUCACCCUCCCAAAGAGUCUCCAGAUCCCAGCGUCAUCGCCCUCAAAGCCCACCAGACGCUCAAUGCAGUCUCCGUACAGACUGAGCUCGCCGCUGCCCCCCCUGCCCGUUCGGAAGGGCGUGCGGGGGCGGCGGCCUAAGAGCCAGACCAUUGCCAUGCUGAAGGCAGCGGCAGAGGCGGCGGCGGCGGCAGCAGCCGCUGCGCAGAACGGCACGGCACAGAGCGCCGCGGCCAAGACUACCUCCGGCACGCAGCUCGCCCCCCGGCCACACAAGAAGAGGGGUCCCAAACCCGGGAGCAAGAGGAAGCCCCGAGUGGUCCAGACCUCAUCUUCAGCAGGUCCACCAGCCGCAGCACAAGAGUCCAGACUUUCCAACGUUCAGGUACCAAAGGAUGGGCCCAGCCACCUCAACGCUGGGCCUGCAGUCGUCUCCACAGUGUGCGUGUACGUGAACAAGCACGGGAACUGUGGGCCGCACCUGGACAGGAAGCAGAUGCAGCAGCUGCCUGACCACUUCGGGCCGGGCCCCGUCAACCUGGUCCUGCAGCAGGCCGUCCAGGCCUGCGUCGACUGCGCCUUCCAGCCCAGCAUCCUCUUCAACUUCCUGCAGUCCGAGUCAGACGGCGGCGAGGUCAUCAAAGUGCGCUCGGAUGGGAGCACCCACUUCGUGCAGCUGCCGUCGGCCAAGAGCGCCUCCUUCGUGCUGCGCUUCCUGGAGACGCUGUGUCACCACCUGCAGUGCGAGAACCUGUUCAGCAGCCAGCCGUUCAGCCCCUAUGUGGCCGCCGGACACACCGCCUAUGACAGGAGCAAGUCAGUAAAAGAGGAGACGUCUGAGGCCUUAUGUGUUAACCGAGGGACCAAGCGCUUCCCGAAGGAGACCCCUCCGUACACUGCCCCCCUGUCCCCAAAACUCCUGCGCUCAGAGGCACACCCCUCAGAAGCAGGCACCCUGCCUCACGAGGAGAAUGGCAUGCUGAAGGAGCAGCGCUUCACGGAGGAGUCCAUGGACUCCGCCUCCAACUCCAUGACGCCCCGCCCCCCGACCCUGCGUAGCUCAUCCGAGUUCCGCGCCCAGGCCAGCACCCCCUACUACCCCAGCCACCCGCCCCCGCUGCACCGCCUGGCCUCCAACCCUCCGGAGGUGGCCUCCACGCGCCUGCACAGACGAGUGGAAGCAGCCAGUUCCACUACCGGCCCUGACCUGCAGGCUGCAGACAGGGAGGCCCCCAGGGGCCCCAAUAAGAGCCCUUCCACCUGGUCCAUCGAGGAGGUGAUGCAGUUUGUGCGGGACGCCGACCCGCUGGCGCUGGGCCCUCAUGCCGAGCUUUUCAGAAAACACGAGAUCGACGGCAAGGCGCUGAUGCUGCUGAGGAGUGACAUGAUCAUGAAGUACAUGGGGCUGAAGCUGGGCCCCGCCCUCAAGCUGUGCUACCACAUCGAGAGGCUGAAACAGCUCAAGCACUAGCGGGAAAGCACGCCCAACCCCCGGACACUAAGAGGGCGGAAACUGGGCCAGCAGCUCUCGUAGGAUCCACCCACGCCCACCCCCACCCUCAGGAGGCCCUCUGUGAAACCCUUCUCUUUAACUCCACCAGGGGGCGUUCUCAGCGAUCUGAGGCUGCAGCGGACACUGGAACCUGUGCUCCGCCCCGGUGUCUCUCGCGCUAAUAACCCGAGACUCGUAUUUAUAUACUGCCACAGUACCUCAUCUUCUCAUCAGCAAGAAAAACGAAGAGUUUUCAGAAUAACAGUGUCAACUCAGCUGAAUCCCAAAGGAUGUCCUGUCUACUGUUUACAUGGCAUAAAACACAGUACAUGCACGCAGACUUUUCAUGACUUUUUUUUUUUUUUUUUAACAAAAACAAACUUUUGGCUCGUGUAUACAUUG